GAGCCUUCCAAAGAAUAAACAAUGUGUAGUAAACUUUCAGUGAGGGCUCUACUUAUUCCCAUUCUUACUUUCCUUCUUCAAUGGCAACUUGUUCAUGGAGCUGAUAAACCUUACAUUACUAGAAAACCGCAAUCAGUUUUUAAUGGCAAUCCUUACUGUAAAAGUGGUAGACCUUAUUCUUCCUGUACAUGUCCCAGCUAUAAACCUGAUUGUGGUAGAGUUUAUAGUGGUGGAACAUCUAGAAGGGAAUAUUGUGACAGAAACCAAACUCUGCCUUGUGACGAGUUGGAUGCUCUUACAACUUUCUUAACCGGUUUAGGCGUCACAGACUUCAAUGUUUCACAUUGUGAAAAUAGCAGCAACCUGGUGGCUGGUGCUGAAAUAAGGUGUAAUUGCAGUUUCAAGGACAAGGAUGGCAAUUUCACUUGCCAUAUAACCGAAAUAAAUAUGAUGAGUAGCUUGCUAAGUGGUUAUAUGGAUGAUGCAAUAAGUGGGCUUCAACACUUGCAAAUUCUGGAUCUUUCAUCCAAUCAGCUGACUGGAUCCCUACCACAAAGCAUGGGAAAUUUAACUAGUUUGACAGACCUCAAUCUAGAGAACAAUCAGCUCGGAGGUACUAUUCCCAACAGCUUUCAAGCUUUAAAUUCACUUGAGUACUUGGAUCUUUCUAGGAAUUUCUUGAAUGGGCCAAUGACUGGAUUGGGCAAUCUGCAAAAUUUGAUUCGAAUGGAUUUGACCUUCAACUUCUUGAAUCAAUCCAUACCUAAAUCAUUUGGUAACCUCUCAUCGCUGGAGACAUUGUAUCUUGACAGUAACAUGUUAUCAGGCCCAAUUCCUGAUGAACUGGGGAACCUCACUCAACUUGAUUUUCUGUCUUCGGAUGACAAUGAACUCACCGGUCCACUUCCUCAAGCACUUGGAAAAUUGAGCAAUAUUAAAAGUUUCUGGUUGAAUUCCAACUAUCUUACAGGUGAAAUUCCACAAAGUUAUUCCCAACUUACUGGACUUGAAAUCUUUGCCGUAGCUGGAAAUUAUUUAUCUGGCCCUCUACGUGAUUACAUUGCAAACUGGACGAACCUCACUCAUCUGAAUCUUCUGGGAAAUAAUUUUGAAGGGAAUCUACCAGAAGGGAUUUUCAAGCUUCCAGAUCUUGAGAAAUUGUGGGUUAGUGGCUUAAGGAAUCCUGGUUUUGCUUUCCCCAAACAAGCGGACUUGAUGACGAACAUAUAUUCUUUGGUGCUGAGGAAUUGCUCAAUCAAUGACACAAUUCCUCCUUAUAUUGCUAAAUGGCCUGAAUUGACCCAUCUUGAUUUGAGCUUCAACAACUUAAAUGGUGAAAUCCAACAAUUUAAUACAGGAACGAUACUUUUAUCAAGAAAUAAGUUUAAAGGGAAAUUUCCUCCGUGGAUCAGUGAGCUAUCACCACAGCUUUAUCGAUCACUUGAACUUGAUCUUUCACACAAUGAUUUCACAGAUAUGCCAAACCAUGAAAAUGGAACACUUCAACGUUCGUUAAAUACGAUUAUUAUAGAGCCAACGAGAGAAUACAUAUAUCAGAAAGGAAAAAAAUGUCGUAAAAAAACUCACUCUCUGUCUAUAAACUGUGGUGGUGACAAAGUGAAUUUUGACAAGCAAAAUUAUGAAAAUGAUACUGCAAUAUCAAACUUUUAUGAAAGUCCUGAUGGAAAUUGGGCUUAUAGCGUUUCUGGAGACUUCAUCACUCCAACCACCAUAGAGAACUUAACAUGUGGAGUCUCCGUUCCUGAGGGAGACCUAUACGUCAAUGCUCGUGUUGCUCCUAUCUCCCUCACCUAUUAUGCCUUCUGUUUGCAUAAAGGCAAAUACCGUAUCAAACUUUUUUUUGCUGAAACUUCAUUUUCCAAAAAUGAAGAUCACAGUAUUCUGAAGAAACGCAUUUUUGAUGUACAUAUUCAGAAAAAGAAAGUAUUACAGGAUUUCAACAUACAGAAAGAGGCUAAAGGAGCUAAGUAUAAAAACAUUAUGAAAAGUUUCACGGCUACAAUACGUGACCACGAACCAUUGCAGAUAGACUUCUUCUGGGCUGGUAGGGGAUCUCUAGAUAAAAAUGGACCUCUCGUUUCAGCUAUUUCCAUAACGCAUGCUCCAAGAAAAUUAAAAGCUUGGGAAAUAGUUGCAAUUGCGGCAGCUUGCGUCCUCUUUCUGUUCCUUUUGUUAGCUUUCCUGUGGAGAAUGGGAUGGAUAGGAGACAGAGAGUUGCACAAAACACGUAUAAAGCUUUCAGAAACACAGGCUUACAGUGUUAAAGAAAUAAUUAAUGCCACUCAAAAGUUCAGCCCAAAAACACAGAUUGGCAAGGAUGGUCGUUUUGGAAUAGUCUACAAGGCUGUACUGCCAAAUUUGACAGUAGCAGUGAAGAAGCUUUUUCCUCAAUCAAAGGCAGCUGCUGAAAUAAGAGCAGAGGUUUUUGCAUUGUCUAAGUUAGAAAAUCAGAAUCUUGUUAAAUUACUGGGUUCUUAUUCAAAAAGAGGCUUGCAUUUGCUAAUUUAUGAAUAUAUGGAAAACGGAUCCCUUGAGGAAGUCUUAUUUGAUGCUAAUCGUUCAGCACAUCUUAGUUGGGAAAAAAGAUACAAAAUUUGUGAACAAAUAGCCCUAGGUUUGGAGUUUUUACAUAAAAUGGAGCCGCCCGUAAUCCAUAGAAAUAUCAAGGCCAGUAAUAUUCUGCUUGAUAGAGAUUAUAAUGCUAAAAUCUCAGACUUUGGAUUGGCAAAACUUUAUGAGGAAGAUGAUCCAUUUAUGUUCACUAAAGAUCCCAGAAGUGCACUGAAGUACAUGGCACCUGAGUAUGCAUCUCAAAAGAACAUAACAGUGAAAAUUGAUGUGUAUAGCUUUGGGCUUCUGCUACUUGAAAUCAUUAGUGGGAAAGAGAUUGAUAAAAACCUUGGAGAUCCUGACAAUAGUAUUUAUCUUUUGGAAAAGGCCGACAUGUGUCGCAAGCAAAAAAUGUACGAACAAUUAAUUGAUGAAACAUUGAAAGAGCGUCCAUCAGGGAGAGUACCAUCAACAACGCUAUAUCAAGCCAUUACCGUCAUUGAGUUAGCAAUGCUGUGCACCGAUUGGCCUUCUAUUCGACCCCCAAUAUCAGAUGUAGUGAGCGUGCUUCAGGGUAAAAUAACCGUUGAGGAUAUGACUAAGGUUUAAUUUCACACUUGGAAUUUAAUUUUAGACUCUAUUUUCAUUUAUUAUUAUGGUGGUGUUUUUUUUUUUUUUUUUUUUUUUGGAUGUUUUUUUUUUUUUUU
This is a messenger RNA of Jatropha curcas, 3278 nucleotides long. The record is from RefSeq and is a predicted model, not a curated record. Lineage: Eukaryota; Viridiplantae; Streptophyta; Magnoliopsida; Malpighiales; Euphorbiaceae.